This is a messenger RNA of Apodemus sylvaticus (European woodmouse), 1617 nucleotides long. RefSeq names its product Rh family C glycoprotein (gene Rhcg). NCBI's taxonomy places the organism in Eukaryota, Metazoa, Chordata, Mammalia, Rodentia, Muridae. Gene Ontology annotation, cellular component: apical plasma membrane; plasma membrane; basolateral plasma membrane. The record is from RefSeq and is a predicted model, not a curated record. The transcript is spliced from 10 exons. Gene Ontology annotation, molecular function: ammonium channel activity. Gene Ontology annotation, biological process: ammonium homeostasis; ammonium transmembrane transport. Bases 34 to 1521 code for a protein of 495 amino acids.
UCCCAGCGUACGGAGCUGCUGGCAGUGCGCAAGAUGGCCUGGAACACUAACCUCCGGUGGCGGCUGCCCAUCACCUGCCUAGUCCUGCAGGUGAUCAUGGUGGUUCUCUUCGGCGUGUUCGUGCGCUACGACGUCCAGGCUGAUGCUCAGUGGUGGUUGGAGAAGAAGCUCAAGAACAUCUCCAGCGAUGUGGAGAACGAGUUUUACUAUCGCUACCCCAGCUUCCAGGAUGUACACGCCAUGGUCUUCGUGGGCUUCGGUUUCCUCAUGACCUUCCUGCAGCGCUACGGGUUCAGCGCUGUGGGCUUCAACUUCCUGCUGGCAGCUUUUGGCAUCCAGUGGGCACUGCUCAUGCAGGGAUGGUUCCAUUUCUUUGAAGCCGGCCGCAUUACGCUGAGCGUCGAGAACAUCAUCCAAGCUGACUUCUGUGUAGCAUCGUCCUGUGUGGCCUUUGGGGCAGUUCUAGGCAAGGUCAGCCCAAUUCAGCUGCUCAUUAUGACCUUCUUCCAAGUGACUCUCUUCGCAGUGAAUGAGUUCAUCCUCCUCAACCUGAUAGAGGCAAAGGAUGCAGGGGGCUCUAUGACCAUCCACACAUUUGGCGCCUACUUUGGGCUCACAGUGACCUGGAUCCUCUACCGAAAAAACCUGGAGCAGAGCAAGCAGAGACAGAGCUCAGUGUACCAUUCGGACCUUUUCUCCAUGAUUGGCACCCUCUUCCUGUGGAUAUACUGGCCCAGCUUCAAUUCAGCCGGUUCCUCCCAUGGAGACGCCCAACACCGAGCAGCCCUCAACACCUACCUCUCCUUGGCGGCUAGUGUGCUAACCACAGUGACAGUGUCCAGUGUCAUACACAAGAAGGGCAAGUUGGAUAUGGUGCACAUCCAGAAUGCCACACUUGCAGGCGGGGUGGGCGUGGGCACAGCUGCGGAGAUGAUGCUCACACCUUAUGGCGCCCUCAUCGUGGGUUUCUUCUGUGGCAUCUUCUCCACCCUUGGAUUUGCAUACCUCACGCCGUUCCUGGAGUCCCGCCUUCGCAUCCAGGACACGUGUGGCAUUCACAACCUACACGGCAUCCCUGGCAUCAUAGGUGGCAUUGUGGGUGCUGUGACGGCAGCCUUCUCCUCCCCUGAUGAGAACAGAGAGUCAGGGAUAGUCCAUUCCUUUGGCUUCGGGGGUUAUAAGGCGAACUGGACCAAGAGAUUGCAGGGCAAGUCCCAGAUAUUUGGCCUCCUCCUGAGCUUGGCCAUGGCCCUGGUGGGCGGCAUCAUCAUGGGAUUCAUUUUGAAAUUGCCGUUCUGGGGACAAGCUGCGGAUGAAAACUGUUUCGAGGACUCCAUCUACUGGGAGGUUCAUGAGGAGGUGAACAGUGUCUACAUUCCCGAGGACCUAGCUCACAAACACUCUACUUCUCUGGUACCCGCAAUGCCUUUGGUAGCUUCAGCAUCCAUGAUUCCUCCAGUCCCUCCGACACCUCCAGCAUCCUUAGUAACUCCAGUUCCUUCAGCAUCCUUGGUACACUAAACUCCCAGGGCAGGUGAGAAGACCCAGGGGCACACUUGGCUUUGUGACUGCUGCUGCUUGACUCGGAGUGUCUCUUCGACCUAGAGAUCAAGCUUU